This is a messenger RNA of Trypanosoma cruzi, 1581 nucleotides long. Its product is annotated as tRNA nucleotidyltransferase, putative. Gene Ontology annotation, molecular function: RNA binding; ATP:3'-cytidine-cytidine-tRNA adenylyltransferase activity. Lineage: Eukaryota; Euglenozoa; Kinetoplastea; Trypanosomatida; Trypanosomatidae. The transcript has a single exon. Bases 1 to 1581 code for a protein of 526 amino acids. The record is from RefSeq and is a predicted model, not a curated record. Gene Ontology annotation, biological process: tRNA 3'-terminal CCA addition.
AUGUUUUCACCGAAGAGGGUGAAGUUGGAUAGGCCGAUAGUGGCGGCACACAGUAAUAUAUUUGCCUUUCUUCUUCGCGUCAAUGAGGAGCGCCGUAUUUUUGCGACACUUCGGGUUGCUGGUGGGUGGGUGAGGGAUGCCCUGCUUGGCCUUCACUCACAGGACAUUGACAUUGCCAUAGAAUCUUCCGAUUUGAGGCAUGUUUCCGGUGAACUUUUUGCUCGUGAGGUCUCGGCAUAUCAGGAGGCGAUGGGCAUGGCCGCAAGAACAGUGAGUGUCAUCCGAGUCAAUCCAGAGUUGUCCAAGCAUAUUGAGACAGCGACAGUAUGUGUGUGUGACACUCCUAUUGAGUUUUGUGCAUUGCGUCAUGAUGAAUACACGAGGUCAAAUUCACGUAUUCCAGAGGUUCGACCUGCCACCCCGCUAGAAGACGCCUUGCGUCGUGAUUUUACCAUCAAUGCACUUUUUUACAACUUGCAUACAAUGGAGGUGGAGGACUAUACGUCGGGUCUAGAGGAUUUGCAGCGACGUGUUCUACGCUGCCCAUUAGAACCGAGGGAGACAUUUACAGACGAUCCGUUACGUUUAUUGCGCGGAAUUCGUUUUGUGGGCCAAUUGGGCGAACUGGGUUUCUCUCUUGAUGAUUCUAUCAUGUGUUGUGUAAACAAGGAUCUUCUCGAGAAGAUGACGGUGAAGGUGUCACGGGAACGUAUUGGGAAGGAGCUAGUAAAGAUGUUGUCAGGUCCAUCUCCUGAAAAAUGUGUUGAACUUCUUUUAGAACUGGGUAUUUUACAGCACGUGUUGCUGAUAGAGUUUUACAUGAAGAGUGGCAAGAAAGGCAAAAACACCGGAGAGGUAGAGAGAAUGGAUUACUUGUUUUCCGGUAUCGAUACAAAUGAUGACACCCUUAAGUGCAUCGUAGCCCUCAACCGCACACUGACGCCCCUAUUUUCGAAAACUGACUCUCCAUUGCUUUUGUCGUCACCAUCAGACAAGUUGGUGGCUGUGCUUUUUAUGUUGUGCUUGCCAUUCUAUCGCAGCAGUCCUCGUGAGCAACUGACAGAACGCCUCUACGCGUUUUGUCUGAACGGGUUGAAGUUGCCACUUGCCUCUUAUAAUGUCUUGCGGCGCAUGGUUGAAUGUUACAAAACUCUUACCCGGCAUCGGCUGGAUUUGUGUGGCAUCACCGAUCCGGGAGUAACGGAUGCGGCGAAGCUCGCUGUGUUCGAGGGGUUGGGCGACUUGAACGAAAAGAAAAUGAUUCCGGCUGCGUUGAAAAUUGUUCUUUCGUCCUAUCUGCUUCUUGAGCACCGAAGGGAACUUUUGGAAUCUGCCGAAGUGAAUGCAGUGGCAAGCAUCAUUAGCGAAAUGUGGUCCGUCUUGGAACGGGAGCCGGGAUUACUUGAUUCCAUGACUCGUUCGCUACCACUAAAAGGUGACGAGCUCUCCAAGCUGAUCCCUCUUGAUCUUCCACAAAUUGGGCCUGCCCUGUUGGCGCUUCGAAAGUAUGCGAUGUUUCAUCCACAAGCGUCUCGGGAAGAUAUGAUCUUGUGGCUGAGGGAGAAGAAGAAGUCGCUGUGA